Molecule: messenger RNA, 1930 nt
Organism: Vicia villosa (hairy vetch)
Lineage: Eukaryota; Viridiplantae; Streptophyta; Magnoliopsida; Fabales; Fabaceae
Product: legumain
Exons: 10
Coding region: 133-1596 (487 amino acids)
Biological process (GO): vacuolar protein processing
Molecular function (GO): cysteine-type endopeptidase activity
Source: RefSeq, a predicted model, not a curated record
CAGCAAUUUUCAUUACAAUAAAAGAGUGAUUCAUACUCACCCAAUAUUUUCCAAUUAAAGAAAACGAAAACAACACACCAAACAAGCAAAGCAAACUUGUUCCACUAAAAGACAUCAAAUACUAGCAAAAAGAUGUUUUCCGAAGUUCUAGCAUCAUGGCUGGUGUUGUUGUUGCUGUCGAGUCUGCACGGUUCAGUUGCAAGACCGGACCGGUUGGAGUGGGAGCCGAUGAUUAGAUUACCGGGUGAACCGGUUGAUGCUGACGUGGAGGAUGAAAUUGGAACCCGAUGGGCGGUUCUAGUGGCUGGUUCUAAUGGUUACGGCAAUUACAGGCACCAAGCAGAUGUGUGCCAUGCAUACCAGUUGCUAAUAAAAGGAGGAGUAAAAGAAGAAAAUAUAGUGGUGUUUAUGUACGAUGAUAUUGCUUACAGCGAGUUGAAUCCUAGGCCUGGGGUUAUUAUCAACCAUCCACAAGGACCCAAUGUUUAUGCUGGAGUUCCUAAGGAUUACACUGGUGACUUCGUGACAGCUGAGAACUUCUACGCUGUUAUUCUUGGGGACAAGAGUAAAGUUAAGGGUGGAAGUGGCAAGGUCAUCAACAGCAAAGCAGAGGAUAGAAUAUUUAUAUUUUACUCUGAUCAUGGAGGCCCUGGAGUUCUUGGGAUGCCGAAUAUGCCAUAUGUAUAUGCUUGGGAUUUCAUCGAUGUUUUGAAAAAGAAACAUGCAUCUAGAGGUUACAAAAAGAUGGUUAUAUAUGUGGAAGCUUGUGAAAGUGGUAGCGUUUUUGAGGGUAUAAUGCCAAAGGAUAUAAAUGUUUAUGUGCAAACUGCGUCUAAUGCACAAGAGAGCAGUUGGGGCACUUACUGUCCUGGUUUUGAUGCUGCUCUACCACCAGAGUACAUCACCUGCCUCGGCGAUUUGUAUAGCGUUGCUUGGAUGGAAGAUAGUGAGACGCACAAUCUAAAAAGGGAAACGGUGAAACAACAAUACAUUUCGGUGAGGGACCGGACUUCAAAUUACAACAAUUACGUCAUAGGUUCUCAUGUGAUGCAAUAUGGCGAUCCUAAUAUAACCGAUGAAAAGCUUUAUUUAUACCAUGGUUUUGAUCCUGCAACGGUGAACCUUCCGCCAAACAAUGGCAGACUAGAAACUAAAAUGGAAGUUGUAAACCAAAGGGAUGCAGAUAUUCUCUUCAUGUGGCAAAUGUAUCAGAGAUUAGGCCAUCAAACCGAAAAGAAGAGAGACAUUCUCGGGAAGAUUUCUGAGACAGUGAAACAUAGGAAUCAUUUAGAUGGAAGUGUGGAAUUGAUUGGAGUUUUAUUGUUUGGUCCAACAAAAGGCUCUUCAGUUCUACAAUCUGUUAGAGCUUCCGGUUUGCCUCUUGUUGAUGAUUGGGAAUGCUUAAAAUCGAAGGUUCGGGUGUUCGAAACUCAUUGUGGGUCACUGACUCAGUAUGGGAUGAAACACAUGCGCGCAUUUGCGAACAUUUGCAACAGCGGUGUAUCCGAGGAUUCAAUGGAGGAGGCUUGUAUGGCAGCAUGUGGUGGUUAUGAUGUAGGGCUAUUACAUCCGUCAAACAAAGGUUUUAGUGCUUGAUUUUGGGUGGUACUUGCUGUAAUCAAUGGUUUGUGCUUCUUGUUCUUUAAAGGCUAUAAUGUGUAUGGUUUGUGUUUGGUUGUGAAAAAGAAAGCAGGGUGGCAUAGGGUAAGGUAGAAACUAAUGGAUAUAUGAAUAGAAUGGGAAAGGAAUCACAGCUCAAUCCAGCCCAAAUAAUGUUAUUUGCAUUUGAGAGAAUGGUUGGGAGAGGAUGAGUGUUUUUAAGUAUUUGGCUAUGUAGACAAAUGUGUAAUAACUUUCCAAUAAAUAAGACAAAUUAAUUAGGAUAUUAACCUAUUAAUAUAAUCUUUUACCAGGGAUAUUUAGAUAUUAA